Messenger RNA from Durusdinium trenchii, 1066 nucleotides. NCBI's taxonomy places the organism in Eukaryota, Dinophyceae, Suessiales, Symbiodiniaceae. The record is from the annotation of a GenBank genome assembly.
GUGCCAUCGAGCCUCUCAAUCCACUACUCGGGGCCCUGACUGCUGCGGUGGGUUUUUGGAUGAUUUGAAGGGACCAGCGCCCGGCCGCGUGCUAUCCGCCCAUGCCACGGAUGGCACGGAGUUUCUGGCCUCCACCCCGAGGAACUUCUUCCGCUACGCCGGCGACUAUGUUCACGACGCCGCGGUCGUCUUCCGGUUACUGGACACCUUCUGCUUGCGCCGCUCAGUGGCCAACUACUCGAUGCGCACCCAGGCCGUGUACCUGACGCUCCAUAUCGCGCGUUACUUGGAUUUACUUGAUCAUGCGCAGAACUCCUACUUGGUCUUCCACAAGAUUUUCUUUAUCUCAACUUCCUUGAUGGCAUUGAUCUCCUUUCGCUGUUGGUGGGAGACUUAUCAGAAAGACAAGGACACCUGUCCGGCUUUAUCCUUCUCGUUGCUGCUGCUGUUCAUUUGCCCUUGGGUGGCAGAGACGAACACCGAUCUACUGGAAGUCCUAUGGACCUGGUCGCAGGCAUUGGAGGGCUUUGCGAUGGUGCCACAAUACGUGUGUUCCUAUCGCAAUGCAGAGUCGGGCGAGGGAGAUUGUUGGAGCGUCUCGCUGUGGGUUUGUUUGAUGGGAAGCUAUCGCUUCUUCUACCUGCUGAACUGGCUCUUCAAGAAAAGCUUGAUGCAGCACUACUGGGACCCGCGCAGCUGGCUUGGCGGCCUAGUCAACCUUUGCUUUUUCGCGGACUACCUCCUGUUUCUGGCACUUGGCGCCUCCUGCUUGCGUAAGCUGACCUUGACAGUGGACGAUGGCUUGCGGACGGUUGGAAACGAGCUGACCGAACGCUUUGGCGGAUGCCUGCUUUCGCCUGGGCAGCGCUAUGUGGAAAUCGUCCCACCGAGUGCGCCAGAAGCCGAGCUCUCCAGCUACCAAGCGCCGCAACGCCUGGGGGUAGCGACGGAGUAGGGCAAAGAUCCCAAAACCGGAUCGGGCAGGGAUCCAGCAUCCAGCCAUUGAAAGUGCCAAGAGAGGUGGAACGUGACCUUAAAUCGGACCCGUACCUGAGGUACCUAUGGG